Poecile atricapillus (Black-capped chickadee) is the source of this 4892-nucleotide messenger RNA. Its product is annotated as polyglutamylase complex subunit TTLL1. The record is from RefSeq and is a predicted model, not a curated record. Bases 109 to 1380 code for a protein of 423 amino acids. Gene Ontology annotation, cellular component: cilium. Lineage: Eukaryota; Metazoa; Chordata; Aves; Passeriformes; Paridae. Gene Ontology annotation, biological process: microtubule cytoskeleton organization; protein polyglutamylation. Gene Ontology annotation, molecular function: tubulin binding; tubulin-glutamic acid ligase activity. The transcript has 10 exons.
GGCGGCGGCCGGAACGGGCGGGGCGAUGCCGGCGUCCGGCGGGGACGGCCGGGUCUGAGGGGAGCAGCGGCCGCGCUCCCGCCGGCAGGUUGAUUCCGCUUUAGGAUAAUGGCAGGAAAAGUAAAGUGGGUAACUGACAUAGAAAAAUCUGUUCUAAUAAACAACUUUGAAAAAAGAGGAUGGAUUCAGGUGGCAGAAAAUGAAGACUGGAAUUUUUAUUGGAUGAGUGUCCAAACAAUCAGAAAUGUGUUCAGUGUGGAAACUGGUUACCGCCUCUCUGAUGACCAAAUUGUCAAUCAUUUCCCAAACCACUAUGAACUGACCAGAAAAGAUUUGAUGGUAAAGAACAUCAAGAGAUACAGAAAAGAACUUGAGAAAGAAGGAAGUCCUCUUGCAGAAAAGGAUGAAAAUGGGAAAUAUAUUUAUUUGGAUUUUGUUCCUGUGACUUUUAUGCUUCCUGCUGAUUAUAAUCUCUUUGUUGAAGAAUUCAGAAAGAAUCCUUCCAGCACAUGGAUUAUGAAACCUUGUGGCAAAGCUCAAGGAAAAGGAAUAUUUCUAAUCAAUAAACUCUCCCAAAUUAAAAAAUGGUCUCGAGACAGCAAAACAUCUUCGUUUGUGUCUCAGUCGUCCAAAGAAGCCUAUGUGAUUUCACUCUACAUCAACAAUCCCUUACUAAUUGGUGGAAAGAAAUUUGAUCUUCGUCUCUAUGUUUUGGUCUCUACCUAUCGUCCACUGAGAUGUUAUAUGUAUAAGCUUGGAUUUUGCCGGUUUUGCACAGUGAAAUACACACCAAGUACAAGUGAACUGGAUAACAUGUUUGUACAUCUUACAAAUGUUGCCAUUCAGAAACAUGGGGAUGAUUACAACCAUAUCCAUGGAGGCAAGUGGACAGUGAGUAACUUACGCCUGUAUCUGGAGAGCACCCGUGGAAAGGAAGUCACCAACAAAUUGUUUGAUGAAAUCCACUGGAUAAUUGUGCAGUCCCUGAAGGCUGUUGCGCCUGUGAUGAAUAAUGAUAAACACUGCUUUGAGUGUUACGGAUAUGACAUUAUCAUUGAUGACAAGCUUAAGCCCUGGCUAAUUGAGGUUAAUGCUUCCCCUUCUCUUACUUCCAGCACUGCUAAUGAUCGCAUCUUGAAGUAUAAUCUUAUUAAUGACACGCUUAACAUUGCUGUGCCUAAUGGGGAAAUUCCUGACUGCAAAUGGAAUAAAUCUCCACCAAAAGAGGUUCUAGGCAAUUAUGAAGUCUUAUAUGAUGAAGAGAUGGCGCAGAGCGAUGGGACUGAUCGUGACCUGCGAGGUCGUCCUGGACAGUCCACAGGGGUCAAAGGAAGCCGUGCAAGAGAUUCAGGAAAGCCUGUCCUGACCACAUGGAAGUGAUGACAGAAAAAACAGCUGCACUCUUGGUAGGAAGACAUCAAGAAUAACUUGAAGUUUUGGAAUAGAUUCCUGUGUUUUGCUACGUUGCAUGUAGAAAAUAUUAAAGACAAAAAAGCCUUUGAAAAGUGAAGCAAAUACUCAAAACCCAGAAACUGUAUUAGACAUACACUGACCUGAUAAUUAUUACAACAAUUCAUAUAGAGUGUGUAUAUAUAUAUACAAUUAUGUUUAUACAAUUUGUAUAAACUAAUUCUCAAUAAUGAUCAAGAACUUUCAUUAUAAAGAUGGCAACUCAAACUGUGCAUUCUGAAAGAAAUUCCUUGCUGUUCUGGAUAGUAUUUAUUUCCUCUAGUAGCCUAUCCCUUCCUGCCUGUAAUAAAUGAGCUGUGGAUUCUAUAAAAGGGUGAUGGUGGUAAGUAUUAAUAUUUUCACAGUGAUGGUUCAGAUUCUUGUAGUAAAAGAAGAGCAACUAGAAAAAAAUAGCAGUAUAUGUACUUGAGGCUAUUGCCAGUAAAUGCAGCUAUUGAUUUAUAACUAGUAUUAACAAAUUGAAAAGCAAGUCUUUAUAUGCAGAGGGUUGGGAGUUUUUAACUUCCUUUAAGUGUUCUGAGGUGCUAACUCUUUAAAGGUAGGAAGUUUUAUGGACUGAGGGAGUAUUUCAAUGGUAUAUUAAUGGACUGCUUCACUAGCCAUUAAUUUUUAUUUUUAGAUAGUGCAUGUCUGCGGAAAACAGACAGAACAACCAGAUACUGUGAUAAAUCUCACUGCUUGAAGCUGAUGAUAAAUCUUGAUUUGCACCAGAAUGUCUCAGUGUAUUUAUGCAUGUACAUACGUCAAAUACCUGCAUAUUUUUGUAUAUUUUAUUUAACAAAAAUAUUGUUGCAUAUGGCAAGCUGGUAGCUAUGAUAAGAAAAUUUGUGAUGAUUAGCUACCAAAACUAAGAUGCAAAACUUAGCUACCAAAACUAAGGAGCAAAAGAUAAAAAUGGGUAUUCAGUCUUCUAACAGUAAAGUGUAUAAAUAAAUUAGUGGGGUCUGUGAUUGGCUGUUUGUUCCACUUGACUUUCCAUCAGAUAUUGGCAGACCACCUGCAACUGCACCACUUCACCUGCUUUGGAAGGUCUUCCUAGAAGAGGGCACCAAACAGUAGUCCCUGGGACAGUUGAACACAGUCUGGCAAGAGCAGCUUGUGUUGGGGAGGGAGGGAAGAUGUGGGCUGGGUUGACCAAUACCCUUACACAGAAUCUGGGUUUAUCCUUGCAGUAAAGAAUGAAAUGUGUAGGCUGAGUCACUCAGAGCAUAAUCUUCAUUAAUCUUGUAUAUUCCACUAAAAUAAAAUCUAACUGAUUCUCUCUUCAUCAGACUUGAAUUUUCACACUGGCCAGUACAAAAGCAUACUCUAGUUGACUCUUGAAAUAAGUAAGACAAAGACAAGAUGAUCACUGCAGAAUGGUAAAACUCACCUAAAUUCCAGGUCUCAUAUUUUGGGAUUGGGAUUUUCUGUUUGGGUUUUUUGGUGUGGAGUUUAUUGGUGGUGGUGGUGGAGGGUUGAUUCAGUUUUUCACAGUUCCUAACUCUUGAGUCUUGCUUGUAUAUUUGAGCCUUGACAGGCAAGCUACUCUAAAGUAAAGGUGUAGUCAGAUGUGUUAAUCAUCAGUAGUGUUGUUUUAAUUGCAUGGUAUUUAGUGGGCAGAUGUUUCUGGUUUUACCCCUAACUACCUGUUAGGGAUAAAGUGAGAAAUAAUAACAGCCCUAGGGACUGUAGGCCUGUAGUAUAUAGUAUUUUGUAGUAUGAUUUUAUUUUUGGUAGACAGGUAACAUAACACAGGUACUGUGAUAGGAGGCAAAUGAAGCUUUCUCUCACUGCUUGUGAUUAAUUUCUAUAGUGGCUGGGACAGAGGAUGUGUUGUUGUGGUAUUCUUUUAUUGUAACAGUGGCACUCCUUUUUGGGGAAGGCUUCACAUGACAGUGAAACUAGGUCCGGGUUUUUAGGACUUACUGCUGUGGAAGGCUGUGGAGACUGAAUCCAGGGGAUACUUUUAGGUGUAAUUUCACAAUUACCCAGUACUGAUAAUAGCAUGUAAAUUAUCUUGGUUUUCCAAACAAAUUUCUUGGUGGUACUCUGUGUUGGUAGUGGUGUUAUUGCAGGUAGGCAGUGAAUUGAAUCAGGGCCUCCAGAGCAUAGACAUUAACAACACAAAAUACUAAUGGCACUAUCUGUGAUAUUACUAAUACUGAAUAUUCUUAUUUAAUUGUUGAGGGGGUUUCUGCUGGCUUGGAAAGGGUCAGCUCAUUUAAACUUGCAUCCUCAGUAUUCAGUAUUUCGAAAGUCAUUACUGGAAAUCUUGCAGUUGCUUUCAAAGAUUUCUGUCCCAGUGUAUAGCAGAGACAUUCAGUAAAAUAAAGUAUUUGUAAAGAAGCAAUUUAUAUGGAAAAUGUUUUUGCAGUAGACCUGUCAGUUUUAAACAUUCAAAUCCUUCUCUCUGGCCAAGUGGAGUAUUGGGAAAGCAUAUUUCAAAUCCUUGAGGAUGAAACAUCUUUGUGAAAUAUCUAGUAAAUUAUCAGUACUACCUCAAAAUAAAAGCACUGAAACAUUACUAACUAGGGGGAAAAAACCAAAAAUAAAAACCUGACAGGAAUUUUUGACUAUGUAGUAAAUAAUCUCAGAACUAGAAUUAAGAUCUCAAAUGUUGAUACCACAUAUUAGUUAUAUCUCCAACCAAUGUAUUACUAGUAAUUUAUCUUGCUGACCCAAACAUUGAUUUAGUCAUGCAAUGUUCCCUUUAAAGAGCAAGAAUUCAAGGACACUGCAAAUGCAGUGACUCUUCCUGAUCGCAUUACAUUUUCUUUUUGAAAACAAUAGUCUAGUGAUUAUAUACAUCAGACUGCUUUCUCCUCAUUCCUUUUCUUGACAGGCUUUUUGCAGACAUUGAAGUUUGAAGCCUAAUUAUAUUUUCACUUCCAACAUAUGAAAACCUAUGUAUGUAAAGGGAGUUUUAAGGAACAAAACUGAAAUAACAUGGAAUUUCAAUAUACUAAGAUUGGUUUUCUGAUUAUCAGUACUAAACUGUCCUGGUUUCAACUGGGAUAGAGCUAAUUUCUUCUCAGUAGCCGUUGCAGUGCUGUUUUGGGUUUGGAAUAAGAAUGGUGUUGAUAACUCACUGAUAUUUUGGGUUUUUACUAAGUUGUAUUUAUCCUAAGUCCAGGACUAUUUUUUUGUGUUGUCUCUUGUUCUGCCAGUGAGGAGGUACGCAGAAGGAGCACAGCUGGGACAGGUGACUGGAACUGGCCAGGAUGUUCCACACCAUGAAAUGUCAUGGCCAGUCUCUAAACUGGAGGUGUUGCUCAACAGGGCUGAUUUGGGUUUGGGAAGAGGGGGUGUGCAGGUGGUGAGCAGUUGUAUUGUGCAUCACUUGUGAUUUUUUUCCCUGUUAUCAUUAUUAUUACUACCACUACUAACCAUUAUUAUUGCAUUUUAUUUUACUUCCAAUUAUUAAACAAUUCUUAUCUCAA